This is a messenger RNA of Arachis stenosperma, 1670 nucleotides long. Its product is annotated as 26S proteasome non-ATPase regulatory subunit 4 homolog. Gene Ontology annotation, biological process: proteasome-mediated ubiquitin-dependent protein catabolic process. The transcript has 10 exons. The record is from RefSeq and is a predicted model, not a curated record. Gene Ontology annotation, cellular component: proteasome regulatory particle, base subcomplex; nucleus; cytosol. Lineage: Eukaryota; Viridiplantae; Streptophyta; Magnoliopsida; Fabales; Fabaceae. Gene Ontology annotation, molecular function: polyubiquitin modification-dependent protein binding. Bases 115 to 1335 code for a protein of 406 amino acids.
UGUUCCCCUACUCAGCAAGUAAACCUCGAUAGUUCUUCAAUAUAUCCGAAAAGAACUCGCUUGCUCUCGAAAAAUUCGAUCUUUGGCUUCGUUUCGCUUCUGAAUCCUGCAACUAUGGUGCUCGAGGCGACGAUGAUCUGUAUCGACAAUUCGGAAUGGAUGCGAAACGGGGAUUACUCUCCUUCUCGCUUCCAAGCUCAAGCUGACGCUGUCAAUCUUAUUUGCGGUGCCAAAACUCAGUCUAAUCCAGAAAAUACAGUGGGAGUUCUCACCAUGGCCGGGAAGGGGGUUCGUGUUUUGGUCACUCCUACCAGUGAUCUGGGCAAGAUAUUAGCUUGCAUGCAUGGAUUAGAAAUAGGUGGUGAUAUGAACCUAGCCGCUGGCAUUCAGGUGGCACAAUUGGCUCUUAAGCAUCGGCAAAAUAAGAAGCAGCAGCAAAGGAUUAUUGUCUUUGCUGGAAGUCCUGUGAAGCAUGAGAAGAAAGUAUUGGAGAUGAUUGGAAGAAAGUUAAAAAAGAAUAGUGUUGCACUUGACAUUGUCAAUUUCGGUGAGGAAGAUGAGGGGAAGACAGAGAAGCUGGAAGCACUCCUUGCAGCGGUGAACAAUAAUGAUACCAGCCACAUUGUUCAUGUUCCAGCUGGUACAAAUGCUCUUUCUGAUGUGCUUAUAAGCACACCUAUUUUUACUGGCGAUGGUGAAGGUGGAAGUGGAUUUGCAGCUGCAGCAGCAGCAGCUGCAGCUGGUGGUGUAUCUGGAUUUGAGUUCGGUGUGGAUCCAAACUUGGACCCCGAGCUGGCUCUUGCUUUAAGAGUUUCAAUGGAAGAAGAGAGAGCCAGGCAGGAAGCAGCUGCAAAAAAAGCUGCAGAAGAAGCUUCUAAACAAGAGAAGGGUGGUGAGCAGCAAGCCAGCUCACAAGAUGCAACAAUGACUGAGCGUGCUAGUGCAUCAGCUUCAGAAGCUGAGACAAAGACAAAUGAUAUGAUGGAUGACGAGAAUGCACUACUACAACAGGCUCUUGCAAUGUCAAUGGAUGAUCCUGCGAUUAACCAGGAGGCCAAAGAUACAGAUAUGUCUGAAGCAGCUUCAGAUGAUCCUGAAUUGGCACUUGCUCUCCAAUUAUCGGUAGCAGAUAGUUCAAAGGACUCAUCUAGCCAGUCAGACAUGAGUAAAUUGUUGGCAGAUCAAUCCUUUGUGUCAUCUAUCCUUGCUUCGCUUCCUGGUGUUGACCCAAAUGACCCAUCUGUCAAAGAUUUGCUGGCCUCCAUGCAAAAUCAAUCUGAGUCUCAGCAGAAGAAUGAUGACAAAAAGCCACCAAGUGAGGAGGAAAAGAAGUAAUUUGGAGAAUCUCUUGGCUGCGUCGGGUUUCGAUUUCGUUUCCUUUGAUACAUAAUGGUAGCAUGUUGGAUUAUGGUUCUAGUAGAGGCAUGAAGCAUGUUGAAUGUAUUUCAAUUAUUGAUUCUCCUCUGCUGAUUGGAAAUGAUGUAUGUCUUAAAGAUUAUGAAUGAAGGAUUGAUCAGGUUAUAGAGGUUAUUAUUUGUCAUGCCUUAUUUUUUUCACCAUGGUAUUGAUAUGCAACGGGGGCAUUAAGGGGAAAGUACAUGGUCUUGUGGUUAAUGAACAUACCAUCCUAUUUUCAAGUUUUACUUUAAUUCCACUUUAAAGCUUUUUUA